This is a messenger RNA of Darwinula stevensoni, 3391 nucleotides long. Lineage: Eukaryota; Metazoa; Arthropoda; Ostracoda; Podocopida; Darwinulidae. The record is from the annotation of a GenBank genome assembly.
UUUGUCCAUAUCUUACAGAUUUCAUUUUGUGAGUUCAAUGUGGUGACUGAGUGACUAGGAUGACGUGAUCCGUGUGUUUCAGUCUUUUGUGUAGUGCUGUGUGAAGCAUGAAGAGUGACAAAGUGGCAUAACUUUGUCUGAUUAAAAUUUGGGGAGAAAAAACCCGUGUGAAUAAUAGAGAAUGGAUGGUGAGAGGAUGAGGAAGAUUCAGGAGCAGGAGGCCCUCAGAAAUAUCAUUACCCAAUGGAACGCAAACCGACUGGACCUCUUUUCCCUCUCCGAGCCGAACGAGGACCUGGAGUUCCAUGGUGUCAUGCGAUUCUACUUCCAAGAUGAGGGUCAGAAGGUGGCAACCAAGUGUAUUCGAGUGUCUAGUACAGCCACCACUAAUGCUGUCAUCCAGACUCUGAUUGAGAAGUUUCGUCCUGACAUGCGCAUGCUUACCAUCCCUGAAUAUGCCCUCUAUGAGAUCCAUGAAAAUGGAGAGGAGAGGCGGUUGGGAGGAGAGGAGAAACCACUGCUGGUACAGUUGAAUUGGCACAAGGAUGAUCGUGAAGGACGGUUCCUUCUUAGGCGCCUUGACAUCCAAUCCCCACAUUUCUCUGCUCUCCAUGGAACCACCCAGAAAACUCAGGUGAAUUCAUCUGUAUCUGAGGAGACAGGAAGUUUCAAGAGGAAGUUGUCAAAAAGGGAAAAGAAGCAGUUGAAGAAACAGGAGAAGUUGCGUCGCAUGAAAUCUGGUGCAGAGAAUGACACCAAUGUGGCUGAGAAAUUAUAUUCAGAACUUCCUGAGACAUCAUUCACACGCUCUAUCAGCAACCCAGAGGCAGUAAUGCGGCGGCGACGGCAACAGAAGUUGGAAAAGAAAUUGCAGCAGUUCCGGAGCCGGGAUGGGGGGCCAGAUACAGGUGGCACCUUGAAGAUCUAUGGGGAUGCACUGUGUCAAGAUGUUCCAUAUAAGACUCUCCUCCUCUCUGUGAGGGACACAGCUGCAUAUGUUGUCAGGGAGAUGCUUGACAAGUACAGCCUGGAUAAGGAGGAUCCUGCCAACUACUGUCUUGUUCAAAUUGUGACAGACCCAUCAGACCCAAGUGGACGUGCUGGUGGGACCAAGGAGUACAUCCUUGAUGAAGAUGAGUGUCCACUUGCCAUUCUCAUGACUCAUCAAAGUGAACGAGGGUCAGUGACAUUCCAUGUUAAGAGACGACCAGCAGAUUAUCAACCACGGCGGCGGAAGAAAAAGACCAAGCCUGGAUAUGAGGAUGGAGUCUAUCGUAGUGAUGAGGAAUUCCUACCAUAUUUCCUUGAACUUCAUCCAGGUGAAGUGACCAAAUACCAUAUUUUCAAAGCCUCUGGAACUGUGAACAGUUGCAGUGAAUUAGGUUGUUUUGGAUUGAACAAAAAUGGAAGCGAGAUCAGACAAGGGAUCCCACAGAGAUAUAGGUUGCAGUUGAAUGUAACUGAGGUUGGGAGUGAGCGCUCCUCCCAAACAGGUGGCCAGAGUCUACAACUGUUUGGGCCUAAUGUCCAGUCACGUCACUGUGUCAUUGCUCACAUGGAAGGAAUUGUUACCGUCACACCUUGCAGUCGGGAGGCUGAGACUUAUGUCAAUGGACAACGUAUCUAUGAGACUACACUACUCCAGCAUGGAGCAGUGGUACGGUUUGGUCGACAUCACACCUUCCGUUUCCUUGAUCCUACAGUGGAAGAACGUACUCGACAGCCUCCACUGCACCACCUCCGUAGCUCCUAUACGGAACGCAUGUCCAGCCAUGAAGGUUCUGCUCGAGGGUCCAUGUCUAGAAAUUUUGAGACCACAUUUGAUGUUGAUGGGAACAUUGAGACUGUGUCAACUGCAAGCUUCCGAGAUGACUCAAGGCGUAGCAGCAGGGCAUGGGAAGGAAGGAGUGGAGGUGUACGAGGUCAUGAGGCAAUUCUUCCAGCAACACUGGAGUUCCCUGAAGCUAAUGAGGAUGCAUUCCUUGCCUCCCUUACCACUGACUUGGAUGUCCAUAAUGUGCACUUCAAGCUUGCACCCACUUACACCUUGUAUCUGGCUGCCAGAUAUCGAGCAUCUGUACACUUUCGGCCUGACUUGACUCCACCAGAGCGAGCAAUCAAGCUGACCCAGGUUCUGAGCAAGGCAGGUAGAAUGGUGGAAGGAGCAAUCCAGGCUGCUGGAUCUAACCCUCCAGCCUUGUCAUUUUGGAUGGCCAACUCAUCUGAACUGCUUCACUUCCUCAAGACAGAUCGACAUAUCUCUGCAUACUCUCUUGAUGCCCAGGACAUCCUUGCAGAAUGUGUACAGUAUGGCUUUCGAGGGUUGGUGACACUGCUUCAAGGAGAUGUGGAGCGAUGCAUGCCACAGGUCCUGGAUGCCCACACAGAGGACUCAACCCUGUGCAUGGAGGGGAUUCUGGGGACACUAAGCCAUACCAUGGCCCUCCUCCGCACUUGCCGUGUUAAUGCUGCCCUCACCAUUCAGCUCUUCUCCCAUCUCUUCCAUUUUGUCAACAUGUGGCUCUUCAACAAGCUGGUGAUUGAGGGCCCUCUUCAGCUCUGCUCAAGGUUCUGGGGUGAGCGGCUGCAGCAGCGACUGAGUCACCUUGAGGCAUGGGCUGAGAAGCAGGGCCUAGAAUUGGCUGCUGACUGUCACCUUGCUCGCAUCACCCAAGCUGCUCAUCUCCUUCAGGCUCCAAAAUGGACACCAGAGGACAUAGCAGGUAUUAGUGCUGCCUGCUUCAAGCUCAACUCCCUCCAGCUCUGUAGCCUUCUUGAACGCUAUCAGCCAGCUGGAGAUGAGCCCAAGAUCCCACAGGACCUCAUCAACAAUGUUGUCAGGGUGGCUGAGAGUACAGCAGAUGAAAUUCUACGAUCAGAUGGUCGACCAAUCAAAUUGGAGGAGGAUGAGAAUCUUUUUCUACCUUUUAUGCUACCAGAGGAUGGGUAUUCAUGUGACAUUGUGAGAGGAAUUCCAUCAGGAUUGACAGAAUUCCUUGCCCCACUUCAGCAUGCAGGCCUUUGUCGCUUCACACCACAGCCCAAUUCCUCUGGCUUUUGGACCAUCUAUAUGGGUUCUGGUGAACCAGUUCAUGCAAGAAGUCCAAGUGCAAUGAGUGUGAGGAUGUCAUCCGCUGGAGACCAGGUUUCUCCCAGUGGACCCCAGGUUGUCACCAUUCAGCUCUGCAAGUCCAACAGUGGCAUGGGGCUCAGCAUUGUUGCUGCCAAGGUUUGUCUCCAUUUCUUCAUCAUAGCUAUGGUUAAUGGCUCCUCUGCACUGGUCAUCUUUGACCUCCUUGGAGAAGAUAUAGGCAACGGAGGGAAGAGAAUGGCGUACGCUUUCACCCCAAUGACUAUUCUCAACGGAGGACGUCCUCUGUUGGGGAAGUGA